GAUAUUCCGAGGUUCAAUAAACGCACCGUGGCUGGGAGGUAUCGCUCCUCCUCUUUGCUGCUGGACUGCCUGUCCGACAUCCACUGAGUCUUCGGGUCGGACUCAGUCACUUCUGGUGGGGAAACGCCGGCGGCGCUGAAGUCUUUUGCGGUUGAAUGAGUGGAUGAGGGACCUUGAAGUCGUCACCAGCGCCCCACAAACGUGAAUUCCACUGUUUAAAGGAUACACGACGCAAAUUGAGUAUUGCACCAUUGGAGGAGCAACAGUUGUCAGGCCGUGCUGACCACAACCAAGCCAUGGAGGACGGGAAACCAGUGGGGGCCCCCCACCCCACAGACGGGUUCCAGCUGGGCACUAUCGUGGAUAUCGGAGCCGACACGUUAACCAUAGAACCGCUGAGCCAGAAGGGCAAGACAUUCCUUGCGCCGAUGAGCCAAGUUUUUCCUGCAGAAGAUGAUGUCAACAAACAUGUUGAGGACAACUGCUCCCUGAUGUAUUUGAAUGAAGCCACUCUACUCAACAACGUCAAAGUGCGAUACUCAAAGGAACAUAUCUAUGUAUGUCUUCCAUCCGCUCUUACACUUAUUGACAAUGGAGCGUAGGCAGUAGAGGUGUCAAAAUUAAUCGAUUAA
Messenger RNA from Hippocampus comes (tiger tail seahorse), 632 nucleotides. Its product is annotated as unconventional myosin-VI-like. Lineage: Eukaryota; Metazoa; Chordata; Actinopteri; Syngnathiformes; Syngnathidae. Gene Ontology annotation, cellular component: myosin complex. The transcript is spliced from 4 exons. Gene Ontology annotation, molecular function: actin filament binding; ATP binding; cytoskeletal motor activity. The record is from RefSeq and is a predicted model, not a curated record. Bases 297 to 602 code for a protein of 101 amino acids.